ACAAAAUGCAAAAAAUAAUCUUUUUGUGUGCUUUACUGCCAUUAUCAUGGUCAAAACCCAACGUUACUCUUAUCGAAGAAAUUAAUUCCCAACAAUCAGCAUGGAAAGCUGGAAUUAAUACUAUUGAUGACAUCGAAUCCCGCUUAGGAUUUUUGGGAAUACACCCAGAUCCCAACUUCAAACUUGAAUUGCAAGAACCCCAAAAAACCCGAAGGGCAAUCCCUGAGACUCCAGACGCUCGAGAAUAUUGGCCCCAGUGUAAAGACGUAAUUGGAAAUAUUCGUAAUCAAGGUCGUUGUGGCUCGUGUUGGGCAUUUUCUACGGCUGAAGUCAUGUCGGACCGAUUGUGUAUAGCAACCAAUGGGACAGUAAAAUUCGAAUUUUCGCCAGAAGAUCUCAUCAAUUGUUGUAGUAAUUGUGGAAAAAAAUGUAAUGGGGGUUACACUCUUUACGCUUGGCAGUAUUAUAUGACGUCAGGAGUCGUGUCUGGAGGUGAUUACAACACGUCAAGGGGCUGCCAACCCUACUCUGCAUCGAGUUUCAUAUAUGGGAUUGCGCCUACGUGUAGUAAAACUUGUCAAAACGCCAAAUAUGCCACAUCCUACGACACUGAUAAGCAAGUCGGUGGAUCCCCUUAUCAAAUUCCGGGAAGUGUCACGAGUAUCCAAAAUGAAAUAUUGAAAAAUGGUCCAGUCAUCGCCGGCUAUGAAGUUUAUGAAGAUUUCCAAUUUUAUCAAAGCGGGGUUUAUUCUCAUAUAAGUGGUGUUGAGGUUGGACGUCAUGCUGUUAAAAUUAUUGGCUGGGGGACGGAAAAUGGAGUUCCCUAUUGGUUGGUUGCGAAUUCGUGGGGGAAAGAAUGGGCAAAAUUAGGCGGGUUGUUUAAAAUUAAAAGAGGAACAAAUGAAUGUGGAAUUGAAGCGUCGAUUAUAAGCGGAUAUGUGGCCAAUAAGCCGGCGCCAGGAUCGGGGGUCAGGGUUCUAGGGUCCGGAGUUGGGGCUGUUUUGGCAAUGACGUUGUUUUAUUUGUUAAAAUUUUAAGAAAAAUGAAGUGACCACAUUCACUGAACCACUAUUUAGUUCUAAACGAAUGUCGUUCAACGAAUACUUUCCCUGUUUAUUCUUUGUUAUGAAUAAAUUAUUUUUAUA
Molecule: messenger RNA, 1145 nt
Organism: Tribolium madens (black flour beetle)
Lineage: Eukaryota; Metazoa; Arthropoda; Insecta; Coleoptera; Tenebrionidae
Product: cathepsin B-like cysteine proteinase 4
Exons: 4
Coding region: 6-1037 (343 amino acids)
Cellular component (GO): lysosome
Molecular function (GO): cysteine-type endopeptidase activity
Source: RefSeq, a predicted model, not a curated record